CUUACGUAUUAUUAUUAUUAUUAUAUUAUACCGCGUGUGCCGUACGAACCGUAACAUUUUUUACCUUAUGGUCGCCGUCUUCGACUACCUAUACGAUAGCAAAAGCAGCAGCAACAGUGUCGUGUUCGACGAAAUCGAGUGAGUAGUUAUAAGCCCACCCGUCUCCUAUAUACGUUAAUAAUAUUCAGAUAUUCGUAUUCUCGAUCGAUCGAUUUCGUUUUACUUUUUUAUUGAAAAAAAAACGUUAUUUUGCUCGUCGAGUGCGCUGUUUUAUAACGUUAUCAAUUACUAUUAUUUAGGUACGUAGGCCGGCGCGAGACGAUAUUAACGGUUUAUCUUUCCCGUCACACGGUGUCACCGUACGUUUGCCGAUACUCGAUGGAUAUCUCGAUUUUUUUUUCGAUCGGCGGUUCGAGUUAUUUUACAGUAUAAAAUAAUAAACGCACCCCGGAAGUUAAAAUCCGUUUAUUAUUGUUUUUUUUUUUUUUUUUUUUAACAAAUGCAACUUGUACCGGACCUGGACGAAUUUUAUUUUUUUGCAGAUUUUAUAAUAAUUAUUGGGUAUAACUGUUAUUUUUUUUUUCUCAAUUGUAAUACAGGUUGGAGGCCAGCAAUAAUGAUACAAUUGUUACGAAUUUUCCACGGACUCUUCGCGGAGUUUUCCAUUCGGAUGACCCUAAAUUGCCGGGCGUGCUCAAGUGAACCGCCGAAAUUUCGUGUUCGAGCCGCCUCCUCUUUUAGUGACACACGUAUAUCGUCGGAUAGGUAUACAUCGAUUACCCCAUCGUCGUCGGAUCGUCGAGACCACGCGUUAUCGAAGACCGCUUUUUUUUUUAUUUCUUCUUUUUUUUUUUUUUUUAUUUCUUCUUUUUUUUUUUUUAUUAGGCAUUGGUCCAAAAUAUUUGGCGACAAAUUCCGCGAGGGGAUGCGCGACGACGACGACUGCGGUCGAGACUAAAAUACACGUGCAUUUUCGUAUAUUCCGUCGUCUUCCACCAGUCUCUUAUAAUAUGCCGUAGUAUACGCAUUUGUUUUUCCUUUUUUUUUUUUUUUUUUUUUUCCAAUACCGUACAACGAAAAUAGAUCUCGACCGAGUAUACGUUGUGGCCGUACGACGACGAUAGAUGAGUAAUUAUAGGUGAACAUUGGCUCCGUGACUCCAUAAUAAUAAUAAUAUAAUAAAUACGGUUCGCGGAUAUUCACAUAGGACAAAUUCAUUUUUGAGGUGGUAAGACACUCAACUCUCGCAUUCCCUCCCUAUAAUAGGAAUUUAAAAAAAAAAAAAAAAACGCGAUUUUAUAUUAUUAGAUAAAUCCCUCUCAAUAUAAUAUGUGUACUGUUUCCGUCGUAUAAUCGUAUUUUUCGUAAUAUAUUUCCUACGUAUGAUGCGUGGGUGGACGACGAUUGUCUUUUGUUCGUUUUAAUUUUUUGAUUUUCUCGUGAUAUUAUGUUAUCAGUUGGUUAAAAAAAGGUUUCACUCAAAUGUUUAGAUCUUCAAUACGAUUUAUAGUGUUUGUGAACAACAAAUUUAACAAACAAAAAAAAAAAAUAAUAAUAAUAAUAGAACAAAAACUUGACAUUUAUUAAAGAAAAUUGCGUAGUUGAAACUUUUUAUGAACUGUCAAUUAAAGUUCAUUGAAAACGAUAAUGGUUCAAUUUUCUACUUGCAUUUUUUUUCGUGCUUAUUAUUUAUUUUUGAUUUUUGAAAAGUAGUAAAAUGAGUAUUUAGAUUAAACAAAUAAAACAGCUAUUUAUUUUUUUUUGUUGUUGUUUAAUUUUAUGUUCAUGUUCUCCAGAAAUCAUUUUGAAGAUCUGAAAAUUUGAGGGAAACCUUUUUUUUUACUCUGCCGAACAAAUUAUCGCGAGAACAGCAAAAAGCAGAAAAAAAUAAAAUCCUGAUCCGCCCUAAUGUAUAUAUCAUAUAUGGUUUUAUAUAAUUAAUCCGCGCUUUUGAAGGUUGAAUUUUUUUCGUAUUGUUAUGUCCGUGUUAAUAACUUUUAUCAAAAAGAAUAAAAAUAAUAAUAACGAUCACAAACAAAUAAAACAAUUUUUUUUUUUUUAAUAAUUAUAAUUUCGUUUAAUAACUAAAAACGAGAUAUUCUUUGUACAUAGUACGAACUUUGGAACUUAGGGGACUGGCAGAAAUAUUUUUUUAUGAUCAAGUUAUUCAUAGCCGGGGAGGGAGCUCCUAUUUGCGUCAAUAUUGCUUUGUAGUCGGUGUAAACAAUUAGAGACAAUUAUGUUAUAUAUUUUCUGACGACGAAAAUGUUGUAAUAUACAAAUAUGAUUGGAGAAAUUAACGAGUACUCUACCCCUGCCGUCUAUAGGAUAAUAAUAUACGAAUAUUUUCGAAAUAUAUAUUUAAAGGCGCUGUAUAGGAACCUAAAGUGUUAUAAUUAUCGGUUCUGGCGUGCGAUGUUACACACAAAUGUAUAUUAAACAAACCACAUCCACUCAUUUCUUCCCCCUCAACCAAGAACAAAAACGACCUUAUUUUGAUCACUGUCGUAUACGUAUAACAGUAGACCCUGUAGUAAGAUGAUUUUUUUUUCUUUGCGAUUUGUUAAAUUAUAAUAUUUCUAUAUCGAUUUAAUAACAAUAAUAAAAACCGGAGGUUUACAUCUUUGAGGCCGUUUUCGCUAUUACUCUUGUUUACUAUAAUGCUAGUAUACAUAAUAUAUAAAUGAAAUUGGCCAGCCUCCUGUACUUAUAAUUUGCUAAUACUAUAAAUCCUAGUGAAAAAUUCGCAUUUUUUUUUUCUGGUAAUCAUUAAAAAAAUUUCGUUUUUAUCGUCAGUCAUCUCGUACCGUAUAAUAAUGUUGUUAAUUCCUAAAAAGAAUUUAAAAAAAAAAAAUAAUAAAAAAAUUACUCGUUAAUAGAACGUAAAAAAAUAUAUAAAUAUUUAAACAUUAUAUUAUAAUAUAUACAAUGGAAAUGAUGCGAAUUCGGCAAUAUUCACCAUGAUAUAUUAUUAUGAGAUACGCUGCGAUAUUAUAUCGUACAUUUUAUGAUUUUGUCAGAAUUGCAAAAUCACGAAAAAAAUCUACUUAGAAAAAAAAAAUUAAAAAAAUAGAAAACGGGAACUAAAUCUCCUGGUGUAGGCUUACACGUAUGAUGUGUCUGUGUGUGUGUGUGUGUGUGUUUGUCUGUGUUUAUAUGUAUGCCAUUAUUGACUAGUACACUUAUUUUUAUUAUUAUUUUUUUAUUUUUAUCGAAACAGUGGCUUUCCUUUCUAUAACUUCCAGAUUCUGUUUUUUCCAAUAAGAUUUUUUUUUAAUUUUUUUUUUUUCGUUUUUAUAUAUAUAUAUAUAUAUACAUUUUUUUUAUGUAAAUAAACUUGUUCGUGUCGUCUUUGUCUGUUUCUUAUUUCUUUUUACGUGUGUUCGCUCCGUGUAAAAUUAGCGACCAGUUGAAAUUCGAACCCGUAAUAUCUAGAUGAUCUCUCUCUGUGUCUCCACCGUCCGCCGGCCCGAUCGUUUCGCUGCUCCCCGUCGCCUGCGCGCACGCGGAAAAGUACACGACGCCCCGCGAGAGGCGCAUUGUUCUCGGUGCGCAAAAAAAAAAAAAAACAAAACAAAAAUAAUAAAUAAAUAAAUACAACCUCCUCUCUCGUGUGUCCGUGUAUACUUAGUGCGCUCCUCCUCGUAAAACCACUAGCCGCCGCAGAGGUAGAUGGCUAAGUACCUCAUCGCCGUAUAAUAUCGCGGGACCGAAGGUGUAUAUAAUAUAUAUUGUAUAAAAAAAAAUCCGACUAUCGGUUUCGUUUGUUUAUAUUAUUACUACGCGUUUCGAAUAUUAUAAUAUUAUAAUAUAUAUAUAUAUUAACUUUGGUUUAAAUCAAUUUUGUUUGGUUUACAACACGAGCAAAUUUCAUUUCGAAAAUACACACGCUCGUAACAAACUGAUACACGUAUACGCUACACACAUACAUCUUUAAAAUGCAUACGCUUAUCCGCCCGAAAAUAAAGGUGGAAAAAACAUAAGACAAAAUAACCAAAAAAUUAGAUAUUUACUCAAGUCCUUCUUCCCCGAUGGGAUCAAAUUUAUAUAUUAUUACGGACACAUUGUUCACGUUUGUUUUUAUUAAUACGUGUUUUUUUUUUUUUUUGUUUUUCUCUUUGAAUUUUCUUCCGUGCGAUCUUCAAGACGAUGAUAGUGCGGUUGUGGCUGUCGGUGUUAAUGGCCGAGCUGUUGACUGCACCGUCGGCGGUGGACGCGUCGAUUCAUUUACUGCAACACGGAACCUUGUCCGGAAAACCAUCGCAACUAGAACAAACGAUGGACAUGAUACCUCAUAACCAGGAGUGCAACAGAACAGUUACCAAAGCCAAAACAAAGUAAGUCGGAUUUACGCACCGAAAUAGUAUUUUAAUUACGGUUCUAGACCUAUAUAGCAUUUGAAACCAAUUUUAAAGCAUCUAAAUAACUUCAUUAUUACCCCGAAAUAAACCCUUAAACAAUAUUUAAAAAAUUAUUUUUCUUUCGCAAUAAACAAAAAUAGACAAAAAUGACAAAUUUUCAUGAGCACUGCUAGAUUUAAUGAUACGUCAAAAAAAAACAAGCAAAUACUAUAAAUCCCUAACCCUGAUUAUAAUUAUUAUUAACACGGUGGGAGGUCUGAGUGAAAUACACUGCAUUAAAUAAUCGUAAACUGUACCAUUUAAAUUAAUUUCCAAACAAUAUCUCGAAAUGAGAGUAUUGAACAAAUAUUGAAAUGCGCUGAAAUACAUUUCGUGAAAUAUAACAGAACUAACCAGCCCCUAUUUUUCAUAUAAUUUCGUACUACACAUUUUUAAUGUACAAUGAUAUGAAACAGAGCCGUAAGGGGAAACACUCCCACACUCCCCCACACUCCCAUUUACCUCACUAGCUUCUUCCAUAUGGUUGUAAUUUUUAGUACAAUAUCAACUUUUUUUUUUUUAGUAAUAAUUCUUUUUAUUAAUCAAACUGCACAUUAUUAUUAUAUAACUACUAAUCUAUUAUUAUUUUAUAAACAAAGAAAAUAUAUUUAUGUCGGGUAUAAAUCUGAAAACUAUUAAAACAAUAAUUUAUUUUAAUGUGGGAUUAAUCAGCUGUCUUGCUUAAACUGGCUUCCUGAAUAAUACUUUCAUAGGUAUUUUCGAAUUCACAUUAAGUAUAAUAUAACGUCAUAACAAAUAAAAUACCCCGUCAUUUAAGAACACAUUUUAUGAAUGUACACAAUAAUAAAAUAUUUACAACUGAACCUCGUUCGUCUUGAUCGUUGAUUGGAUAAAACCGUGUAAAAUAUUUUUCAACUUACAUUUGAAACUUGUGAUAACAUAUCAGCAAUCAGUUACAGAGCACAGACAAUGAUAAAUUAUGUAUAUUGUAUAAUAAAGAGACUCCUUCACUAAUAAUUACGAUAGAUUUAUAUCUGGAGUCUUCGCUUUUUACAAUAUUAAAAGUUGAGAAAUAAAUAUCAUAUAAAAUGUAAAUAAUAACAAUUUAUUAUAAUUAUCAUAGAAAUAUUAUUUUUUUUAAAUUUGUAUAGUGUAUGAUACUAACUACCACCUGUCCAGUAAUCUUAUUUAUUUGUAUUUAGUAGGUACACACUUUUCGAAUCCAUAGUGCACACUUUCAAUUCCGGACUACACACUUUGUCAGGGUUCACUAAAAAAUAGGGGCUAGAACUAAAACAUGCGUAUUAAAAUAAACAUUUAUAUGAAAUAUGAAUAAAUCAAAUGUUUUUAAAUAGUAUAAUAUACGUAAAAAAUAAAAACGACAAAAUCAUUCAGAAAUGGACAAAAAAUAUAUAAAAAAAAAACAACCGAAAACUAAAGAAAAAAUAAAGACAAUUUUUCGAACUGAGUCUAUUGUUUUAUGGUAAUUCGAACUUUUUACCAAAAACAAAAUAAUUUUUCAUAUCAUAAAUGAACUAUAAAAACAAUGUAUUUGCUGCAAAUUCACUAAUUCACAGCCAAUAUAAUCUGUCUUAUCUUAAAGUUCUGGAUACGAAACUUGUUUUAGUUAGAUAUACAUAUAUCCAUUUUUACUAGUUGCACAUACAAUUUUGAUAGAGCGAUUGAGGAUUACUAAAAAUUAUUUUUUAUUGCACAAAAACUAUUUGUCAACUUAAUUUGUUUUAAGUAAUGCUUAAAUUAAAUCAUGUUUCAACUGUGGCUUAACUAUUUAAGUAUUUCUUAAACAUGUUUUCAAUAUUUUAAAAUACUAAUUACAGUUUAAAAUUUAUGAACUAAAAUAAUAUUACAAAAAGAAUAAAUUCGUUCUCGUGUUUCUUCUUAAUCUCAAAAUUAGUUUUGAUAUUGUUGUUUAUUGUUUUAGUUUUGUUUAUUUGAUAUAAAUUAGUUUGUAGUAAAUUUGUAAAAUAGAAUUUAUUAGGUAUGAAAUUUGUAUAAUAUGAUUGUUAAUUUACUUUUCGAUGAAGAAUUUGUCACUUGUAUGGAAUAUUUUAGGGAUCUUCAUCAUUUCGACGAUGAAGAUAAUUGGGUGUUUGUGAAAAAUGUUUUACCUAGAAUUUUAAACACCGCAGUUCAUAGCUGUUGAAAGUUAUGUAAAUCAUUCAAAAUCAUCAAAAUUGUUAUUUAAAAUUAUUACUGUUUGAAGUUAGGAACAAACCAUCGAAAAUAACCUUAAGUUUUCCUUACCUAAGUAUUUUUAAAAAUCGAUGGUGCAACACAAUCAUAACCUCAUUUUAAUUUAACGAUAACAUAAGUGAAACUUAAAUUAAGUGAAACUUAAAUUAAGUGAAACUUAGAUAAGUCGAGUUUAAAUAUGAAUGAGUUCAAAUGGACAGUUAUGUUCUAUAUUCAUUUAUUAAUGUAUAAAUACGAAAUUAUUGGUACAGGCACUGAACAAUUCACUUUUAUACACGUGGUACGGUGGAAUUUGAAUGUAAUUAUAAAAAAAUACCUGCGUCACGUGAAUAAUAAUAAUUUCAGAUUUUAUCAUUGAGAAAAAAAUCCAUUAUCAACGCGUAGAAUGUUUGUGUUAGAUUUUCAUUUAUAACAAAAGUUACGUGCGUUUUUACGUUAUUCAUAAAAACGUUAAGACUGCAUCUAAUUAUACCUAUGUUUUUAUGGUUAUAAAUUGAUAGUAUCAUAAUAUUAUUUUUAUGUGAUAAUAAGUAUUAUUAUUAAUUAUCGUACGAUGUAAUAAAUAUUGUAUAAUAAAUGAUUCAUUUUCGUUUUGAUUUAUGAAUCAAAAUAGUAAUACACCGAACGAUAAUAAUGAUUAUGAAUGAAAUUUGAAUAUUUUUUCAUUAUAAACGUACGAAUCCAACCUACCACCUGUAUAUUAUAAUAUUAUUUUAGCUAAUAUUGUGCAAUGUUAACUUAUCAGUAAAACGCGUUUUUUUUUUCAAAAAUACAAAAAUACAUAAAAAGUCAGUUUUUUUUUUUUAAAUACUUUAUAAAUAAUUAUUAUUAUUAUUAUCAUAUUAUGUAGGUGGUACCUAUUAACUAUAUACGUAUAGUUAGCCCGUAUAUAUACUAUCGGAACUGAUAAUAAUAGUACGAUUCUCGAUAAAAAGAAAAUGUGUAUUUUAAUAUCUAACAAACAAUAAAAUAAUACCUACCUACUUAUAAUUCUUAGAUAAAAAAAAAUAAUAAAAAUAAAAGAAUAAAUUUAUCACAUUUGAAAACGAAAUAUUGAGAUCAAUAGCGUAGGUGGAACACAACAAGGAGCUGCGUGAGAUAAUAAAAUGAUUGAACAUAACGAAUUCUAUAAUAGGGCGGAGAAUACACCGGUUUAGACGUGCAAUGCGCGAGUUAAAGGAUGACGGAAUCGAAGUAGGUACCUAUUGUUCUGUAUAAUAAAAGCCGUGAUCCGUCCGUCUGUAAACAUAUCUUCACACUGCAUUGUGUCGCCCAAAAUGGAACUCGUGCUGUCUGCUGAUCACGUGACCCCGGUUAAGCUGGUUAAACUUUGUUUCUGAUAGUGGUUACUUCAGAUACGCUAUAUCAAGGUCAAAAAAUAUUUGUGUUUUGUAUUUUCAAAUACGGUAUUUAGUUUUUUAAAUAUUUGAUUCAUGUUUGGAUAUUUUACAGAACCAAAGUGAAAAUAUGUUUUCAAUAACACAGGUAUUUAAACUGUGUACCUAAAAGUACAUUAAUUAAACUAAAAUUACAUUUUUAAUUAACUGUUACAAAAUUGUGUUAUCUUAUACCGUUCUAAUACUUUCUAUACAAAUUUUAAAUAGAUACCUACGCUACUAGAAAAAUAAAGGUUAAUAACCCAUAUUAUCUUGUUAAUAUAACAUAACAAAUAAUAAAUAAGUCAUACUAGAAUUUAUUGAUUUAAUCCAAUACAUUGUACAUUUUUUCAAAAAAAGUUGUUAUUAAUAAAUUUAAUGUUGGUCAGGCGGAAUCAAAGAAGACCCGGAAUAACUGGAAAAUAUGAAUUUAUUCGAUCGGGAAAAAUGUAUUAGAAACAUAAGUGGAAGACCUGCAUGUUGGGUUGACAGCAGCUAAUUAGGCUCUUAAUGAGUUGUUAGACCAGAGAAGAAGAACUAAGUGAGAGAUGAGACUUAUAUUUAUUUGCGAAACCGAAAACUAUAUAAAUAUAAAAAAGGUACCUAAUCGUACAGAAUAACAAAUGAAAGUAAAAGUUUUUUCUUCUAACAAACUUUUAUUGCCUAAAGUAUAACGUAUUAUAGCGUGUACCUGCGUGUUAUUUUCCAAUAUCGUAUAAUUGAAUAAUAUUUUAACGGUAUGUCUUAUGCAUUAUAAUUGUUGAACAAUAUUUGAUUGAAAACAGUUUUCUCGGAGUACUCAAAAUAUUGAAUAAUUACAAAUAUUACACUACAUUAUUAUCUUGGCUUUCUCACUUUUACCCAGAUUCUUUGAGCUGGUAUGGAAAUAACAUUUUAAUUAUUCUUCAAAUACUCAUCCAAUAUCGAUAUUAUAAAAAAACAAUUUCUUGUUCACUUUUAUUGAUUUUAAAGUUUUUGAGGUGUUUUCACGCAUCACAAUAAAUUUCCGGAAAAUAAAAACAAAUAUAAAAAAAAUUGCAAAUUGUUUAAUGUUGUUUGCUAAAAGUUGCAAAGAGGUUGCUAAAUAUUGGCACAGUUUCGGGGACCCUGUAAUAAUGUCUGGGGGCAAAUAUCACGUACGUUAAAAACCCAAUGACAUUUCCUCCAAAAUAAUGUUCUUUAUACAUUUUAUAAUAGGUACUUUUAAUCUAAAAUCGAAAUUAAACUAGUUUUACGUUCUAUUCUGCGUAAUCAUAAUUUUUGCUUGUUACCCGGUAGUAUUGGACUGAGGCUGUAGAUGCGGGUGUAACGUCCUCCUAUGGGUAUGCCCUUUAAUACAUCACCGAGUAAAAUAUACAACACCGGUGGCGAUGAUGAAUAGUUGACACACUGUAUAACACCCAUACGGUUUUAGAUUUAUUCACAGGCUGCUAUUUUGAUUAACGCGCGUAUAGUUUCAUACAUUUUUCUGCGUACGGAAAUAAAUCGACGAUCGAUCGGAUGUAAUAUAUUCGAACACGUUUUAUUAUUAUAAUAAAAAUUCAUUCGGAAACUCGUAACUAUAUAUAUUUAUAUUGUGAAUAUAAAAGUUCAAACCUCAGAAUCAAAAUACACAAAUCAUAUAAUAUUAUACAUAAAUACGAAAUUUUUUUUUUUUUGUUUGGUUCUUUUGACCGUAUUAUUAUAUAUUCAAUUUACAUUACAAGUUUACAUACCAAAAAAGAGUGUAUAAUCUCUACCUAUACGGUUUAUUGUACUCUCUCGUAUCAGAACUAUUCAAUAUAUUACAAUUCACGAGUUUUACAACGAUUUUCCGCAUACUUCUUAUGUGGGUUUACUUUAUUAUUAUGUUUUUAUUAUUUCUAUUUGGGAAGUAAGUUAUUAAAAAAAAUAAAACCUAUUUGUACAUAAUAAUAUGAUAAUGGGUAUAUUUACGAAAACAAAAAUGUAUACUUGGUGUGUAUUGUUUACAAAUGUUGAGGCGUAAUAAAAUAAUAACAUAAAAACCGUCUUCAGAAUGUUAUAUAAUAUAUUACAAGUACGUAGAAGUAAAAGAUUUGUACGCAUUAAUCGAACAAAACAAAUUUAAUAGUAAAAUCCACAAAUUCCAACUGAUAUACAUACCUACGUUUGUAACUUGAUAAGUUUAACUUGGUUUUGUACUUUUGCAGACUACUUCGUAUAUUUAAUGUCGAAACAGCAAAUUUCCGGGCUUGACAAUGCAUACAUUUUUUAUACAUUACAUUAUUAUUAUUAUUUCUUGAGGGUAUUUUUGGUAAAAAUUAUUUUUAGAUUCUGAGAAGAGUAAGAAUAAUGUAUUGAUUUUAUAAUGAUGUUUAUUUUUUCUUUUUUUUUUCUGUGAACAAUUUUUCUACCAGAAAUUUUGCUCUAAGGCUUUUCAAGUGUAGUACUUUUUCUUAAAGGAAAUCUGAUUGGAGUGAUACUUGAUUUUCUCAGGGGUUUUCAUAAUAAAUAGAAAAAAACGUGGGAAAACGGGAAAAUGUACAAAAUGUAUUAUUUUCAAAUCGUAUAUAUUAUGAGAGGCCAUAAUUUUCCGGAACGUAAAACCCCGGAAUGGAAUAUUCCGAAAUGUAAAAUUCAUGGAACGCAAAAAUCCGGAACAUAAAAAGUCCGUAACGUAAUAUUCCAUACCGCAAUAAUCCGGAACAAAAGAAUGUAAAAACACGGACCGUAAUAUUUCGAAAUGUACAAUUCCGGGAUUAAGUUAAAACCAAUGGGGUUCCCUAAAUAUUUUGAAUCGAGAAUGUUGUUUACACUUUAAACAUUUUUCUCCCGCCUAUUUCGCGACCCGUUUUCCGUAUAAAUAGAAAACCCAGACCCUCCCUGACUAUUAUACCCACUUUUCCGAAUUUAUAAUCGUCCUAUUUUCUCGUUUUGAGUUUAGUAUAACUUUAUCCCUUUGCUGGUAAUAUGCAUAGACAUUAUCUAUGACAAAUUUACUAUUUACUUUUUCGUGAUAAUAACAUUGAUAUUAUGGUCGACCGCAUGACAAAAUAGAUGAUUAGAUGGGAGCACAUAAUUUUCCGGAAUAUAAUUAUCUGGAAUGAUAAUGUAUAGGAAUAUUCAUGACAAUAUUUUAGAAACCAUUGACAUUUUUCCGAAAUAUUGCAGUCCGGAAAAUUUCAGUCCGGAUUAUUUUGCUCCGGAUAAUUUCAUUCUGGAAUUUUACGUUCGAGUUAUAACGUUUCGGAUUUGUAUAGCCUUUAUCCAUAUAUAACAGUCAUUCAAAACUCGUAAAACCGAAUUUUGAUCAAAAUCGUUUUUUAUUAGCAAUAAUUAAUCGUUGCGUACAGAAAAACAUUAAAUUUUCUCUCUACCUUCUCAAUUUUUCAACUAUAUCAGUGCCACCCAUUAUGCGGAGUAUGUCCGUUGGUUUUUUUUCCAUUCACACUCAAUCAAAUCCGAUAAAUGAAGAACGUACCAUUUUAUCGAUUAAGUUCCCCGUGACAAAUCGUUAAUACACAAUUAUUGCACAUUGUAUUCGCGUGCAAAUGCGCGUCUUUUGGACUGAAUUUCCGUCACGUCAGUAAUAAUUCAACGAUAAUCCGUCGCUAUAGAGAAAUGUAACUCAGUUAGUUUUUAUGUUUGCUAUUUAGUAUUUUUUUUUUUUAAAUUCGAAAUAUUCGAAGGGGUCCACUAGUGUAAUAUAUUAUAUCCGGCACCGCGUAUAAUAAUAUGCAUAAAUUUCGCAGACUUUUUUUUUCGUCCAUAAAUUAUCGCGGUCCGUGUCUAGGGCGGAACUAUUCUUAGAAACGUGAACAUAUAUUCGCAUAGUAUAGCGUAUAGUUAUUACCAAUACCUAUACACAAUAAUAAUAUUAUGUGGUUAUGCCAAAGAUAUCAUCGCUUUUUCGUUUUGUUCAGGUAGAUAGUUAAAAUUGCGGUGCGUCUAUAUUAUAACAAAUUAUAUAUUAUACACUAUAACUGGACUAUCAGGAAUUUUACUGUAAGGAAAAUAACUACAAAAAAAAUGUACCGCUAACAUACACGCAAUCGAUACAUUUUUUUUUUUUUUGUUUCCAAAUUAAAAUGGAUAAAAGAAAUUCUAAUAACUACGAAGUGAAUAGAAAAAAGACGUUCUAGCAUAAUGGGAACGGGUGCAGCUACUGUUAUAGAUCAUUUUAUGUAUACCUGUAAGCAACGAUAAACCAUUGCUUACGAAAAAACGAUUUUGAGCGGAGUUCAAUUGAUAGUGAUGCUUUGUCAACAAUAUAUAUGUCAUUUUAUAGUAAAAUAAUUAGAUAAUCUUUAUAUAUUUUCUUUAAUAAUAUUUGUUUAAUGUUAUCCCAAUUUUCACAAUUUCCCUACGAUUUUUCCGGUUUUCCCAUGAUUUAACCAGGUUUUUUACAUUUGUUGGAAAAACUCUCAAGAAAAUUGAAAAAUGACCUUCUUAGAGUACCUCCCCAUACCAAUUUUAUUUCAGAAAAGGUGCUACACUUAGAAAUCUGAACGUGUAUAUUCUGGUAGAAAAGUUGUUAACAGAUUAAAAAAAAAUAAUUAUCUUUGUAAAACCAUAAACUUCUAAACUUCACUCAGAAUCUAAAAUAAUAAUAAUAAAUCAAAUCUGCCAAUCAAGUUCUCGUGCGGAUUUACACGAAAAUUAUUAUUAAUAAUUUAAUUUUAAUUAAAUAUUUAAUUAAUAAUUUGUUCUAAUACUAUUAUUCUUUCACCGUGAAGUACUUAAUUUUAGAAUUACUCAAGUUAUGAUAAUACGAUAAGUAUAGGGUUUUUUUUUUCGAAUUGUCGAGUAUACGAAAAACGAAAUACCAGGCACAUAUUGGAUGAAUACUAAAUCCGAAAUGAUACUAAUUAGUUAUUGUAUUACAAUAACACGUCGAUUCAUCUCGAAUUAAUAAUUAUUAAUUUCAUAAUGAUAUGUUACAUACAUUUUUGUUGCAAUUUUGACACAUGUUUGUUAUUUUUUAUUUGAAGCAGUUUAAAUUAGUCAUUUUAUAACAGUAUUUUUUUCCAAAGUAUAAUAUUAUAGCAGUACUAGACUUUUUUUUCGAAUUAUGCGAAAUUGUGACCUUGAAAAUCACUGUCUACAACUCAACAGGUAGGCACCUGUAGAUAGCAGACCGUCAUCAAUUUAUUUAUUUUUUGUUUAAAUUAUAGCUCGUAUUUUUAAUUUAAAAAAAAACCAAACAAACCAAAAAAAUUCGUCCCUUAGACAUAUAAGAAUGUCACCGGUGAAAAAAAAUUUAGAUGCUUUAUAGUACUGUAUUCACUGCGAACAUUUUUCACGUGUUACAUUAAUAAUAAUUAGUGAACAUAUAUUGCACGAGUUGAGUGAUUCAUAACUGUAGUAAACCAAAGACAUUCGCCAAGUCGAUUGGGUUGUGUUACUCAUUGCAGGGAUUUUUUUUUAUGUUCUGACAACUCCGCCACAUGUUGAUUUUGUUAUAACUAAGUAUUCGGUAUAUUACCGUACAGGAUGUCCCACAAAGAUAUAGAUACUGCGAUAUCUUGGAAAGUAUUAUAAAUUUUUAUCGAAAUUUUUUGUAUUUUGACAAUAAUUUAAGAAACAAGCAAUUCUAAAAUGUUACGUUACCAUUAUUUUUCGUCGCCUUUAUUUUUCUGGAUGAAACGAUUACGUAAUUUUGGUUUUCAAACAGCAACCUUUAUUAAAAAUGCCAUAAAUAGAUGAAGUAUUAAUUUAAAUACAUUUUUGAUUUUCAUCAAACUGUUGAUGGGAUAUUCAAUUUUUAAAUUCUGGCAAAUGGAAAAUAAUGGAGCAUCAUUUGUGUGGUGGCACUGCGUGCGGCGUUUAAAUAGUGCUACAUUUUAGAGCUGCUUGUUACUAUAGUUUGUCACAAAUAAUAAUUACAAUAUUAGUGUAGUAUAAUACUAAUAAUAAUAUAGUAUAUAAUACUACUAUUAUAAUAUAGUGUAAUUUCUUCGUGAAACACCCUGUAUACGUAUAAUAUAAAGAUUUAUUUUAACCUGUAUAUAGUAACGCCAACAUGAAAAUACAAAUAUAAAAUACGUGGUGGACAACAAAACAGAUCAGAAAUAGUUUAAUUUAUAACGAAUACAUAGCGAAACAAAUUACAGCAAUGUAUAAUUUGUUAUAUACUACAUUAUAAUAUUGUAUUAAAAGGUACAUUCGGGCAUACGAUAACGACAAAUUCUCGGUUAGAUUCCUAUGCCACGGAAAAUAAUGUAACCAUAAAACACGUAUACGAUUUCAAAAUACACAGUUACAGCUGCUGCUACUAGCUGUCGUAUAGUUGGCAGAUUUACCCCUCCGCGUGCUGUCUUGACGUGUGUGAACAUGUCGUUUUUUGCCUUCCGAAUAUUGCUAUUAAAAUGCAUAGAUCGUGUUUUACGAAACAUAUUUCUUUACUUUACAUGCAUACGGUUAAAAUAUCGAGCACAUUAUAAUAAUAUAAUGUUAUAUAAUAUACAGAGUGAUGUCUUUCAUUGAAUAGGUAACUCGAAUUAUUUCAGCCGAAUAGCCUCAGAUCAAAAUUGACGUUUCUUUAAGGAACGUGCGGGGAAGGAACAUAUUUUCAGCCGAUUUUCAAAAAUCCGGAUCGUCCAAAAAACGGAAACGCCUAUUUAUAAAACCCUCGAUUAAAAACAAUAAACAAACGAAAAAAAACGCAUGUAUUUAAAAACGAAGAAGUUUGAUUAUUGGUAUUUAGGAACAAAAUUAUAAUUAUUAAUAAUUGCAGAAUUACAAGUACCUAACAUUUGAAAUAAAAAAAAUAAUCAGAUUUAUUUGCUUGAAAUUGAUAAAUGCAUAUGAAAAUUCAAAUCCGUCGAUAAAAUAUAAGCGUUUAAGAAAAUAUAAGACCUAUAGCUCGUGAGCGUGGGUUAACAUUUUUAAAAUAAAAGCUUAAAAUGUAUGUUUUAAGCAUAGCAUCGAAUCAUCGAUCUUCCUAAAAGAAACAAAAAAACUCCUUUUCAGUAUGUGCCCAUCCGAGUGAAAAACAUUUCGUGUUACCGUUUGUGUGAAACACACUGUAUAAUGUUAAAUGAGUGUAACGUUUCGGAACAUAUUGUAAAGCCUAUGCAUAAAAACAGUUCUAUGUAAUUAUUUAUUAAAAGAGCGAAAAAAAAAACACGAUCGCCAUUAUUAUGUAAAAAAGAUCCUAUAUACCAGGUAUACCAAGUACCUACUUGAAAACGUUUAUAUUUAUAAUAUUAUUUAUCAUAAACAAUUACUAGCGUUAUAGAUAUACAUAUAUAGAAUAUUUUUUUUAAAACAUUUAAAAAAAAAAAAUUAACGAUAGACCGCCGAGGACGUCAACGUCCUCAUCGCCGCAACAAUAGUCUCUUAUAAUAUUAUGAGUAUAAUAAUUAUUCCGUUCAAUAAUAUACAUAUUAUAAUAUACGAGUAUAUAAUAAGACGUAGGUAACCUAUCUACAGUAAUUUUUUUUCCUCAUCGUCUUCUUUUUUUUUUUCUGUGUGUUCGACGAACACGCGAGAGUCAAAAAUCGGCAAGUAUAUAUAUUAUUAUAAUAUAAUAUACGCAAACAACGGUAAUUCAUUUUUUUUUUAUUUUUUUUUUUUUUAGAAUUACCUAUCCACCGACUAUAGUAUUAUAUUAUAAUAACGCCCAAUUGCCGGAGGUGGUGGUGGGGCCCGGUGGCGUGUUUACAGACCCUAUCCGAAAUCGGUAUGAUGUAAAAUAUACGCGACCCGUCGAGGUUUUACAUUAACAAGAACCAAUGCGGUUUUAGGUUUACAUUAUAAAAUGUUCGAAGCAUUAUCGGACUUCGCCCGACAGUAGUCUUGUUAUUCAUACUGUUUAAAUCUAUUCAGAAUAAAUAUGUUACGUGUUUAAGUACUUGUAUAAAUUGUGGUAUUUGAAUACUAACUUUUAAAAGUAUUUGAAUAUAAAUACUUGUUAAAAAUAUUCAAAAUACUCUUUUCCCAAUACAUGUAUAUUGCACAUGUACAUCGUAUACAUUUGAUAUGCCUUGAACGAUUUAUACAUUUGACAAAUUACAAAUUAACACUUAAACUUAUUUAUGGAUAUUUAAUUCAAACAUUUAAAAAUUUAGCAUAUUAGCGUACUAUUUAAUCGAUAAUCAUUAAAGUAAAUGAGUUUAUUAUGUAGACUUAAGUUAAAUAGUUUGAAUUAUUUUAUUGAGCUACAACUCAAUACUUUAUUAUACUUCUAACAAUACGUUUUGAGGAAAUCGUAUUUUAAAUUCUUAGAACCGUUAAAAUAACUAAUUUUAUUAUUACGAUUUAAAUUUUAAAUUGUUUUAUUAUAAGAUAAAAAUACUAUAAAAGUAUUUUUAAAGUUUUCAAAAUACAUCUGUCGAAAAAGAUUUUAAAUUAUUUACUACACCAAAAAAGUAUUUGAAUACUUAACGAGACUGUCGAACGGAUUGGUUAAAUUUUUCCAUUUCCUCUAUCCGCUUUAGGUACUUAAAUCCACGGUGGCUUGCCAUUGGCAGUAGACCUAGUAUAACUAGUAACACUUGGGGCCAGGUGCAUUUACAAAAAGAAAUUUCAGUAGAGGUUUAAGGUUGUACACUUUCAUCCUCUUAUAACAAAGAAGUUUACAUACUUCCAAUUGUAGGAUUUUUUAUUUUUCAUUAAAAAUGUCAAUAUUUUAUAACAUUCAUUUUUAGCCUUUUAAGGUACCUAUUACUAAAUUUUACAUUUGAUAUUUUUUUUCUGAAUACAGCCUAAAUGAUAACGCGUAAAUAACAUAUAAAAUCUGCAUGUAAUAAAUACAAAUAAAAAAUAAAUAAAUUAUUGUGAUAAUAAUGCGGACUAUACAAUAUCAUCGUAUUAGUUUUCUAAAAGCAGGAAAACCACAAAAAUUGAAAAUGACAAUAAUAAUACAUAUGUAUCUACUAUAUCUAGCGAUAAAAUAAAAAUAAAACCAAAAUUGUAUUUAUUUUCCUCAUUGAUAGAAACCACUUUUGAUACUCCAUUAAAAAUUUACUUUCAUCAUAAUUUUCAUGAAAUUUCGAAGAAGGAGGGAGUUUGAAUCUCUAAAUCCCCCCCCUCGUACAUUCACCUGUCUGGGGCACAAACUUCCUUGGAACAGUAUUGGAGGAUUUGAACCCACAAGUAGGUUAUGUUUUGGAAAACUCAUAAAACUUUCGAAAAAUAACCUCCUAAAACCAACUCUGUUAUACAUUUCGGCUCGGGCCGAACUUGGAUAGGGUCUGUAAACACGCGGCCCGGCGCACCGCAUUGUAGUGUUAUUAUUAUAAUAUUACCGAUACCGGUUGUGUGUGCGGGUCGAUCGGAAAUUUCGCACAGGUUUAGGUGCGACAACACGUAGGUAUAAUAUAGUCUAAAGAGUCGCAUUGAUAGACGCCGCAGCCGCCGACAGGAUACCGCACGCGAAAAAAAAAAUAAUAACGCGAGUAAUAAUAUAAUAAUAUGACGUCGUCGUUGGUAGUCUAAAGAAAGAACUGAACGCGUAAAAAAAAUAAAAUAAAAUAUUAAUAACGCGGCACAAAUACAAUCCCGAGGCGUUGUGCUCGCGAAAAUCGCUGCACCGACGGCGGUCGGGACCGCCUGCACUCUGUCGUUUGACCUUUCACGAAGACUUUUUUUUAAAUAUUAUACAUUUUUUUUUUGUGUGUAUAUAUAUUUUUUUUUUACCAACCGAUAACAAACGCUACGCGAUAUAAUAAUAAUAAAAUAAUCACUAUUCAGAUCGUAUACAUACAUCCUCGCGCAUUCGCGUAGCUACCGCGGGGGCAACCGAGGCAAUCACCUCGAGACGUACAAUUUUUUAAGGGGCUUACGUGUGCGAUAGUAGGGGCGUCUCUAGACCUUGGCAGGAAGGGGGCGAAAUAAUUAAAUUUAAUAUUAAUGAUUGAUAAGAAAAAAACGUGACAUAUUUCGGUGAACCACUAUUAUAGAUAAGAAUUUGGGAAGGUAGGAUAUUGAAGGAAAUUUAAUAUAUAAUUAUAUUUAAGAAAAAUUUAAACAUUGGCAACAAAAAACGAUUCUGAGCGGAGCUCGGUUAAUAGUAUUGCUCAGGGGCGUCUUCGGAUCAGUCCCAUGGGAGAGGGGAGCGGUGAACAAUUUUUACUCUUGAAUACCACCGUUUUUGUUAACAAAAACUUAAAACCUUUAUGUCUGAUGUCAUUUAAACUUAUAUUAGCUUAGAAGACUGCAGAUAUCAACGUAUCAAAUGCAGUAAAACAGUACAAUUUAAGAGUUAAUUUUUUUUUUUUUACAUUAAAUAAAUAAUAAUUAAAAUAAUGUUAAUGUGAAUAACAAAAAUAAUAAUGAUAAUAAUAAAUAAAAGUUAGAUGACCAAGUCCAAAAUACUUCAAUCUUAAGCAGCGUUUUACAAGCGGUUUAAUCAACAAUAUUUUCUAUAUUAAUGUUUUUAUUUCGAUGAAUAUUUAAAAGUGAUAAGCCAAUUAGCCUUUGCUCAACAUUUUUUUUUUAAUACUAAGUACAAUUUGUAAUGAACAUCAUAUUAAAUUCUGAAGCAUUUUUGUUUCAUUUCCAAAUUUGAUUCUAAAAAUAUGUUGUUUCACUAUAUCUUUACAAAUUGAUUAUUUCCACUUGGUUUUCCAUAAUUCUAUCUCACCCUUAAGAGAAUAUUUAUUGAAAUGAAUAAAUGAAGUGUUUCAUUCUUGUUUCAAUCAAAGUAUUUCCAAGAUCCGGAAUCAUCUUUCAACCAGUUGAAUUUGUACUUAAGAAUUAUGGAUAUUUUAUAUCACAACAAAGAACAUCACACAGCUUAUGGGAGGAAGGGGUGGCGAUCGUCCCCGUCCCCCCUCAGAGACGUGUCUGUGUUAUAGGAGCAAUGCAGGUGAUUUAGUCAAGUAUUCGGUAGACAAAUAUUAUGGUUAAAAUCUAAUCAAUGUAAACGUGCACGCGAAUCAGGCCUAAUAGCUAGUUCAUGGGUCGAUUUAAUUGGCUGCGAUUCGUGCGUCACCUGACUCGCCUGUAGCGACAAACUUAUAAAACUGAUAACAUUAUAAAUUUACCAUUUAUUUUAUAUACAUAACAUGUAUACAUAUUAUAUUUACAUAUUUAUAAAUACUGUAUACGCAUACUAUAGUGCAUAGUGUACAUUUAAUCAAUAACUAUGUUAAACGAUUAUUAUUGGUACAAAUUAAUUCAUAUUUUCAUAAACAUAUGUUGGAUGUAAAUAUUUAAUAUCUAUAUAUGGCAUAAAAUGUAAAUUUACGUAUAAUUUAAAACUAAAACGAAACAUUUAAUGAGAUGUGUCCAUCUUUUCCAGAAAAACAAAAAUCAUUCUAUCAAACAUACAGUCGCAGCAUUGUUUUGAUGACAAAGAGAAAAAUUUCUAUUUUCUAUUAUAGAAGUGAAAAAAAUAUUCACCGCAGGGCGUUUUAAUGUGCACCUAGGCCACUGUCCUCGCGGUUCUUCGCGCCGCAAUAAUAAUAACAAUAUCAUUAAAACGACGGCGUAAUCGAAAUUGUUAGCCUUGACACAGUAAGGGGAGGGGAGAGGAAAUUUUUAAAUUUUUGAUAUUUAUCUAAUUGGAAAAAUUGGUCGAAUAGGUUUUAUCUCGUAUAAAUCGUUUAAUUUGUCGAUGUAAUCUUGAUAAGAAAUUACGCGUGUAUACUCUUUGUAUAAUAGGUUCGUUGCAAUUUAUGACACUCAUACAAUGAGUACAUACAUACAGGUUAUACGUUAUGAUGCUCAACGUAAAACACUCAUUGUCCCGGAAAGCAUUAAUUUUGUAUGGAAUUUGAUUUUAAGAAACAGGCAGCUCUAAAACUUUGCAUUAUUAUUAUUUAUUUUUACCCUUAUUUUUUGGCGGUGAAAACACUAUGAGUUACUUACUUUAAAUCUCCAAAUGUAAUAUGAAAUUAAAAAAAAAAAAUUUCAAAUAGUAACCUAUAUUACAAAUUCCAUAAAUAGAUGAAAAUCUAGUUUCAAUAAACUACGAUAUUGAAACAGGUUGUUAUUUGAAAAUUGAAAGUAAUUUAAGAUUUUAGAGCUGCGUAUUGUUUCUAAAAUUCGGUUCUGAAAACCGUUUUGCGAAAAAAGUAAAUAUUAUGUACUUUCCGAGAUAACGAUUGACUUACGUAAUGUUGAUCGCUCUAUAUUAUAGUCAUAGCCAUUUUCCUCCAAAAAUCGAUUAGUUUUCUAUUAUUGUCCAUUUUCUUCCGGAAAAUAUAUAUGAAUCUAGCCAUUUUCUUUCACUACGUUAAUACGAAAUUGUCAAUUGUCAUCCUUCUAAUUUUUGUAUGGGUAUGCAGCCAAUAAUGUUAUUCAGGAUAUUUUUAUAUUCAGACAAAUACUGGAUAUCAAUCAGUAUCUAUUAACAAUAAUAACCUAUAAAUUAAGUUGAUUAUAAACUUUUAAAAAUAACUUAAAAAUGACGUAAUAUUUAUUAUGAUUCACCAAUUCGUUUUCCAAUAACACGACGAUUUAUAAUUUAUACGAUAUAUAAUCGAAAACCAAUCUGUUAUUAUUUACUAUUUUUUGGCGUACAUUUGAAAUCAUUCGAACAAAUCUAAUUACCAAACUAAAAUGGUCGAGAUAUAAUAAUAAUCAUCAAAUAUAAACCAAAACUGAACUCACGUUUAUUUAAAUUGAUCUUAUGUUUUUCUUUUUGGUAAUAAUAUAAUAAUGACAUUUUAAUAAUAUGGUCAUGCUGUUGCUGCAGUUUGCUGAUUAGCCAAAAAAAAAAAAAAAAUAUGAUUUAUUCAAAUUGAGAAGUGUAAACAAUAAUAUAUACUUCUAUCGCCGAAAACGGCAAUACUGAUUUUAAUUGUUUCUUAGAAAACAAAACUUUAUUUUACUAAAAAAAAAAAAAAAUACUACGUGUUACGGUAUUAUUUCUAUAAUGAAAAUUGGCGUGAUAAUUGUUAAAUUUAAUACAGGUUACGGGUGUUUAUAUAUUAUACACUAUUUACACCAUAAUUUCUAAUAUUUCGAUAAUAUUGUUUCUAUGAAUUUCCUUUAUAUAUAAAUGAUUGGUUUUUUAAUUCUGAACAAUAAUACAAAUAAUUUACUAUAUUUAAUUACUUUAUUUAUUUACUAGUAUCAACCAUUUUAAUAAUUUUGUUUUUACUUUAUUAUUUUAUUAAUUAUUGGUAGUUGGUAAUCAACUUUAUAUCUGGACACUACUACCCUCUCCCUCAAAAAACAUUCCCGGCUACGUGCCUUCGUAGGUCUAAUUUACAUUGUUUGUGGACCUUUUUUAUGGUACAAGCCAGUCUGUAUUACGUAAAAGAUAUUUCAUAUUCUGUAUUACUACCUAAAUUUGAAGAGUAGUUCAAGUAUUUGUAUCUUUUGUAGUUCAGUACUUGUUUAGAAUAAUUGGUGUGUUUUGUAUUUUUAGUAUUUAGAUAAAAUUAUUUUACCCAUCUGUGUAUAUAACUUGUGGUUAAGGUGGUAAAGGUAUUAAAAAUGAAUGUACGUUAAUCGUGGAAUAAAAAGUAUGCGUAUUUUAUAGGUUUUAUAUUUUGGUACAUCAAGUCACAGAAGACCAGGAUUUGUCGGUGACCGUCACGCCGGCUAACAUCACUAUUUUUUGGGAGUUGUCGUUCCUGCCGCCGCUGAAAAAUGGAUCAUUUCAAAAACGUGAGUGUCACUAGGCAGCUGCAGGACGGGCCUUAUUGACUAUUAUCACCAGUGGCGUACCCAGGAUUUUUGAAUGAUGGAGGCUAAAAUAAAAAAUUUAUAAUAUAAUAAUGCCAACAAAAUAUGUUUAAGUCUAUUUUAUGAAGCCUUUUUCUUGUGGCUAAAUUAUUGCUAAGUACACAAUUGUAUAUAAUAACUACUAAAUAUUAUAAUUCAUAUUUAUAUAGUUAGUGGAUUUAGUAGUGCAGAUGUCCAAACGUACAAUGAUUAUUAUUUUAUUAUUAUAAAAUACGUUAAAACUGAUGACACAGAUUUUAUUAUUUGUUUACGUUUUAAUAUGGCCAAUUUAGGGGCGUGCUGGUAGGGUACUCCACUGACCAUCGUCAAUAGUAUUAUAAUCUAUUAGUACUAUAACUAAUAUAUUAUAUUACUACUACUCUAUCACUAUUAAUUACGAGUUACUUGUAUAUACAUUAUAGUGGGAACUGAUAUGCCGCCAGGACAUACACUCAUCAGUUAUACCGGAGUAUCUAUACCCUUGACGUAUGACCACGGAAGAGCUUACAGCGGUCUCUAUGUGAUGACCGUCCAAGCCGAAGACGACGGUUCGCUGCAGGAUAUAAAUUUAAUAUUUAUUUAUGUGUCACUCAAACAGAGGUCACCCGUGGAACAGUUCGGUCUCCGUCCGAACGUGAUAAAAAUCAAAAAAGGCGGACAAAAAAUCAGUUUAAGAUGGAAUCUCAGGUAAUAAUGAUAGUCUUAAAGCCAUAUAGCUUUUCCAUCCGAUUUCACUCGUGUAAUAUUUUUGCCUAUUAUCAUCUGUCAUCGCCAGUUCAGUUGAUAACGCGAAUUCCACAUGAUGGUGUAGUCGUAGUGCAAUAUUAUCUACACGAGUGUAAAAAAAAUGACAGUUGAUUUUAACGGUAUGCCGGUUUUACAGAUAAAUAUAUAUAUAUAUAUUAUAGAUAGCUGACUGUAUAUUAUUGUGUACUCAAAUAUUACGCCAGCCGUCAUUUGCGGGUAGGUCAACGUUUACAAAUUUUUACAAACUGAUGUUAUCAAUUUAAUUUAAGUAAUAAGUAAACGGUCAACGUUUUUAAAACUUUGUUUUCAAUUAUUGCCUGGUGGUUUGAACACAGAAUAAGCUGAAAUAGGUAAAAAAUUUAUAUUACCAACAUCGUAUCAGUACUUUAGUCUUUAUAUUCAUGUUUUGAUUUACAUGAUUUUGUGUUAAGUGUAUACAAUAUGGUGUAUCGGUGUGCUCUAGGAGUGUUAAUUCGUGUACAAACCGUUCAAAACCAGACGUACAACUAAACUUAUAUAGUAAAGAACUAUAUUGGUUCGAAGAGAUAUUUUAUAUUAUAAUGCAGAUAUUUGCUUUUGUCGUUCAGUAAUUUUUUUUUUUUUUGUACCUCCUUAUGUUUAAUGUAUACAUAAAUGGACCCUACACUAAAUUAACCAUUUGUAUUCAAAUAAAUAUAUUAAUCAUUUAAUUCAUUAGAAUAUUGAUAACAAAUUAUUAACAUUAACCUAUCUGCAUAUGGUGGCCAAGCUCCCCUUAUUUUGCAAAGCCGGCUAUCUAGUGUAAUGUAUAAUAUUUAUCUGUCGUUGGUGUAGAUUAUAUUCUAUGUAUAUUUUUUAUGCGAUUUGGACUUUAGUUUGAUAACUGUUAUCUAACUAACGAUAUAUUACUAUAAUACUAUAAUUAUGUCCCAUGGCAUCAAACCAGGUACCCAUAAUACUCGUGUAGUAUCAUACCAAUGACCACGCAUAGUGAAUAGUGUAUACCUAACCUGAUACCUACUUAUUAACGUCUACUCGAGAAUAAUUUGUGUUUAUCAUUGUGUUUAUUUACAGCUUUAUAGAUCAACAUCUAAUAAAAUACUGUCUGGUGGUGAGCACUUCAAAAAUAUACACAAGUCUGUACGAAGCCGAAAAUCGUUUGCAAAAAACACAAAAAUUAGAUUUUACGUCGAAUUAUUCGCAAGAUAGAUUUGAAAAACUCGGUGGUGAUAGAUUAGAGGUAAAUGCCUAUCGUUUAUUUUUUAUUUUUAUUAAAUAUUCAAACAAGUUUAUCGUAAAGAAUAUUUAGCUUUUAUAUGAAUACUUAUAUCAUAUGUAUAAUAUAACAAGGACUAUAAAAGAAACCAAUUUAAACUUGUAUCUGUAAUAAAAAAAAAAAAAAAAACGGUAAUGGAGCGUCGAACUCCAAACCUAUUACAAUAUUUUAUUUUUUUAUAAUUUAUAGGUACAUCAUUUAGGAAAUAAUACUAACUACACGCUAACAGAUUUAGUUUAUGAUAAAACGUACUAUUUCACGGUGUUCUCGAUAAAUGGAUCGCAAGUAGCCACGCAAUAUGUCAACACCACAUUCAAAUUUCAAAGGCCCAAACCCAUUAGUUUAAAAGAUGCCAAACCUAAAACAGUGAACCUGAGAGCACAAAAUGGAAAAGCGUCCUUCCGGUAUAAGGUUGGUAUUUGCUCCAAUAACUAGAAAUUAUUCAUUAUAUUCUUAAUUUAUUCGUGUUACGUGCGAUAUUCGCUAUGUUAUUUUUUUAAAUUUUAGAUUGGCCAAAGAUCACUGGAAGGAGAAAAUGAUCUUAAUACGUUAUACUGGUACGUGAUGCCUUGCGGCGGAGUGGUCAAUGUUGAGAUUCGGUGUAGAAAAACGUUGCUUUUAACCAAAAGAAUUUUCGGUUACGAUAAAUUAGUCUUAAACAACACUAAUCGAGGAGAAAGAUACGUGCUAAAGGUGGAAACCGUCUCAGUAGACGAGACUCAACGUGUCAGAUCGAUUGAGGUUAGUAACAUAAGUAGUUCUGUUGUUUCGGACGGAAAACUCUUUGAAAAAAUUGGUUUUUUAUUUUAAUAUAAAUUGAUUUGUAUAAAAAAUACAUAUCAUUAGAAACAGUAGGCAUAUAUCGUCAAACAAUUUUAAUUUAGACGUUUGAUAAUAGGUAUACAAAUUAACAGAGGGGUUCUAAAAGAUACCGAGUUUUUUUUUUAGCUUAUUUAUUAACUGAUUAAACGUAUGCAUAAUUUGUGUCGUUCUAUAUCUAUUCUUGAAAUAGGUAAUGGCCACUGUCCGGCCGAAGAUGUUUCCGAUGCCAGACAUGCCGAACGAUUUAAGCAUCCGACAAUACUCUAAACCAGACGAUUGUAAUUCGGUGACGAUCGGUUGGUUGCCCGCCAAGUCUUAUACGGAUCUACGGUAUUGCGUGUACGUACAGCAGUACAACUAUAAUAACGGUGUAGAUUUUGCAGUCAAGCCGGACCAAUGCGAAUCGUCGUACGGCAAUUAUCAUAAGAAACGCGAUACCGUUAACAAUUACCGAAAGACGACGAGGUGCUACAUCGGUGAAAAAGAGUAAGUAUACAUGAAAAUCGAUUAAUAUAGGCGCCUACCUAUACAAUCGAUUAUUAGUAAUAUAGCAAUAAAAUAUUCCGGUAUUAUUUAUUUUUCGCGCAGGAAGGUUUCAGUGCAAAAGAUAUUGAAGCUAAAAUCGUCCACGACGUACGUCAUUAAAGUAACGGUUACCAAGCCCAGAGGAAGGACGCUGUCGUACGAUUUACUGAAAUUGGAUACGAAUACUUGCGGACCGAACUGAAAGACUAUAGAUUAUACUAUUAUGCUACACAAUAUUCGCUGAAAAUCGACAAAAGCCAUAGGUAUUGGCGAGAAUGCCAUCAAUAAUAAAAUUGGCGUUCGUCGCAUCUUCUUCAUCCUGUAAUCCUUCAUAUAGUAUUAUUACGUUUAAACAUACUUUGUACCGUAAACACACUAUUUUUGUAGAUUUUAUUAUUUUGUUACUAUUCAUUUUACUACCUAUAUUUAUUGAAUAUAAAAUCCACGGUACCACGGUGUUAACAAAAAAAAAAAAAAAAAAAUAUGUAUAUAUGUAUACGUAUAUAUAAUGUAAAACCAAAAUAAGGAAUGCGGAACGCCCUGGUGUCGUCCGUUAUAUUACAUACUAAAAGGAACGUAGCGUGUUCGACAAUAUGUAUACCUAUACAAAAAAAAAAAAAAAAAAAAGAUUAAACAGGUAUAGUUAAUUUAAAAAUACCGAAAACCAAAAUGAAUUAAGUCCCUACCUAAUUUGGGGGGGUUACACUUAUUGUAACGUAUUGUAUCGACGAGGCGUUAAUGAGUCGGAAAGAAAACAUUAAUAAUAAUGUUACAUAACUUGCAUCGCGUUAUAGGUGUCGUGCGCUCGCCUUGGUGCACGGCGUAUAAAAUACACUUCAGGAAUUCGAGUCCAUUAAAUUUCGGGUAUUGUGGCGGCAACGUGGGUCGCUGGGAGGUACUGUAUUAAGAGUUAGUGAACUCGAAAUAAAUAGUAUGGAGAGUAACCUUCAGUGUAGUUAUUAUAAUCUAAUAACAAGCUCCAGAUAUUUUUUCCCUCAUUCCGACAAGGGAUGUUUACGCGUCUAUAUACCGAUAGACGACUCGUUUUCACUUUCGAGAGUUAUUAUUAUGACACAGGUACCAUUAUAACAUAGGUACGCCUAAAAUAUAAUAUAGACGUGUACAUAAAAUAUUAAUUGUAUUUUCUUUUGUUUAAAAUAUAAAAUGUAUACUAAGCAAUCCAAUUAUUAUUAAAAAAAGAAAAAGAAAAGAAGUCUUCCG
Molecule: messenger RNA, 26105 nt
Organism: Cinara cedri
Lineage: Eukaryota; Metazoa; Arthropoda; Insecta; Hemiptera; Aphididae
Source: the annotation of a GenBank genome assembly